GUCUGAUUCUUUUUGCCUUCUCCUGUCUGUCGAGGUAGACUGCAAUGAGAAUAACCUCUCUUAUCCUCUUCAUCUUCGCCAUCUUCGCCAUUUCUCCAGUGAUCGCGGGCACAAUCACUCCUCCCACUGACGAUACUCAGAACUCCAAAUCCAGAAACCAACUCUUCGACACUUCUAACUAUGGAAAGCUUCAGCUUAGCAACGGCUUAGCCUUAACUCCUCAGAUGGGAUGGAAUAGCUGGAAUUUUUUUGCUUGCCAAAUCAAUGAGACAGUAAUUAAGGAGACAGCUGAUGCACUGAUCUCAACUGGCCUGGCUGAUUUAGGCUACAGGUAUGUUAAUAUAGAUGACUGCUGGUCUUCACUAUUGCGCAAUUUAAAGGGUGAGCUUGUACCUGAUAAAAAGGCUUUUCCUUCUGGCAUUAAAGCCCUUGCAGACUAUGUACAUGAAAAAGGCCUCAAGCUUGGUAUUUACUCUGAUGCUGGGGCUUUUACAUGUCAAGUUCGACCUGGCUCUCUCUUCCAUGAGGAAGACGAUGCAAAGAUUUUUGCUUCUUGGGGUAUUGACUACUUAAAAUAUGAUAAUUGUUUCAAUUUGGGGAUCAAACCUGAGAAACGUUAUCCUCCCAUGCGUGAUGCCUUAAACGCAACUGAACGGGUUAUUUUCUAUUCCAUUUGUGAAUGGGGAGAAGAUGAUCCAGCCUUAUGGGCUGGCAAGGUUGGUAAUAGUUGGAGGACAACAGAUGACAUAACUGAUACAUGGGAUAGUAUGACUGCCAUUGCUGACAUCAAUGACAAAUGGGCAUCAUAUGCCGGGCCAGGUGGAUGGAAUGACCCUGAUAUGCUAGAAGUUGGUAAUGAUGGGAUGAACUAUUCAGAGUAUCGAUCGCAUUUCAGUAUCUGGGCUUUGAUGAAGGCUCCUCUUUUGAUUGGCUGUGAUGUAAGAAAUAUGAGUGCUGAAACAGUGGAAAUCUUGAGUAAUAAGGAGGUCAUUGCGGUGAAUCAAGAUCCUCUUGGUGUUCAAGGGAGAAAGGUCUCAGUUACAGGCAAUAAUAACUGCAGUCAGGUAUGGGCUGGACCGCUAUCGGGUGAGCGCACGGUUGUAGCAUUGUGGAAUCGAUGUUCAGAUGCUGCCAAAAUCACUGCCAAAUGGGAAAUUCUUGGACUCGAGACAUCCACCAGCUUCUCUGUAAGAGAUCUAUGGAAGCACGAGACUGUAGCGGAUAAUGUUUUUGGAAGCCUCGCAGCUUCAGUUGAACCUCACGACUGCAAGAUGUAUAUUCUAAGCCCUUCUGUUUCUCGCACUUCUUAUUAAUGAUGCUGUUCUGUAUAAGCAUAAUAUUAUCAUGGACAUAAAUCUUAGCAACUUUGAUGCUUCACAUAAGCAUAUUAUUAUCAUGAAAAUGCUUCCUUUUUCAUGAUUUAACUGUAUUUUUCUAAUCUUAAAAGCUGAGAUCUGAUAUUUGGAUCGCCGCGAUGAACAUUUGCAAUUCGUCA
Molecule: messenger RNA, 1495 nt
Organism: Dendrobium catenatum
Lineage: Eukaryota; Viridiplantae; Streptophyta; Magnoliopsida; Asparagales; Orchidaceae
Product: alpha-galactosidase 3
Exons: 15
Coding region: 45-1313 (422 amino acids)
Biological process (GO): carbohydrate metabolic process
Molecular function (GO): hydrolase activity, hydrolyzing O-glycosyl compounds
Source: RefSeq, a predicted model, not a curated record